AAUGAACUUCAGGUUCUCUUUACUUGGGGAGACUUCUGAAUCUGAGAACCUGGCGGCGGUUCAACGACCCCGUCCUCGGGGUCCCCAGGGGACAUCUUCCGGAGAGUCCGACUGUCUGGGGCGAAGGCGCAGGGAAAGCAGGGAGUGAGGGGGCGAGGGACGCGGGCCCCGAAAGCCAACCCAACCCGGCCUCGCUCCCCUCCGGUGGAAACUUCCCCGGCCGCGAGCAGGGCAGGAGAGGGCGGCGGGGCGGCGGUUCCCCUCGCGAAGACAGAGAACUGCGCGCGCGAGGCUCGGGGCGCGCGGCGAGCGCGGCGGCCGCCGCCUCCUCCCCUCCCCGCCUCCGGUGGCGCUGCCUCCUCCCUCCGCCCGGCUCGGCCUCCCUUGCUCCCUCCUCUCGUGGCUGGCUCCAGCGGCGGCGUCGGCGGCGGGCGGGGAGGGCGUGCGCCGGUCGAGAGGUGUCGGCGGCGAGGGGAGGGAAGGGAAGUUUCAAGUGGAAGGUCGUCCGCCGGCCGGCGCGUCUUCUCGCUCUCCUCCGGCAGCAUCAUGGCGGAGCCGAGCGGCUCGCCCGUGCACGUCCAGCAGCCCCAGCAGGCGGCCCCGGUGACACCGGCGGCGGCGGCCCCGGCGGCCGCGACAGCAGCGCCGGCUCCGGUGGCGCCCGUGGCCCCAGCCCCGGCGGCGCAGGCGGUCGGCUGGCCCAUCUGCAGGGACGCGUACGAGCUGCAGGAGGUUAUCGGCAGUGGCGCUACAGCUGUCGUUCAGGCUGCUCUAUGUAAACCCAGGCAAGAACGUGUAGCAAUAAAGCGGAUCAACUUGGAAAAAUGCCAGACCAGCAUGGAUGAACUAUUAAAAGAAAUUCAAGCCAUGAGUCAGUGCAGCCAUCCCAACGUAGUGACCUAUUACACCUCUUUUGUGGUAAAAGAUGAACUUUGGCUGGUCAUGAAAUUACUAAGUGGAGGUUCAAUGUUGGAUAUCAUAAAAUACAUCAUAAACCGAGGAGAACACAAGAACGGAGUUCUGGAAGAGGCAAUAAUAGCAACAAUUCUUAAAGAGGUUUUGGAAGGCUUAGACUAUCUACACAGAAAUGGUCAGAUUCACAGGGAUUUGAAAGCUGGUAAUAUUCUUCUGGGUGAGGAUGGCUCAGUACAAAUAGCAGAUUUUGGGGUAAGUGCUUUCUUAGCAACAGGGGGUGAUGUUACCCGGAAUAAAGUAAGAAAAACAUUUGUUGGCACCCCGUGUUGGAUGGCCCCUGAAGUCAUGGAACAGGUGAGAGGCUAUGACUUCAAGGCUGACAUGUGGAGUUUUGGAAUAACUGCCAUUGAACUAGCCACAGGAGCAGCGCCUUAUCACAAAUAUCCUCCUAUGAAAGUGUUGAUGCUGACUUUGCAAAAUGAUCCACCCACUUUAGAAACAGGAGUAGAGGAUAAGGAGAUGAUGAAAAAGUACGGCAAGUCCUUUAGAAAAUUACUUUCACUGUGUCUUCAGAAAGAUCCCUCCAAAAGGCCCACAGCAGCAGAACUUUUAAAAUGCAAAUUCUUCCAGAAAGCCAAGAACAGAGAGUACCUGAUUGAGAAGCUGCUUACAAGAACACCAGACAUAGCCCAAAGAGCCAAAAAGGUGAGAAGAGUUCCGGGGUCAAGCGGUCACCUUCAUAAAACCGAAGACGGUGACUGGGAGUGGAGUGACGACGAGAUGGAUGAAAAAAGUGAAGAAGGGAAAGCAGCUUUUUCGCAAGAAAAGUCACGAAGAGUAAAAGAAGAAAAUCCAGAGAUCGCGGUGAACGCCAGCAGCAUACCCAAGCAGAUACAAUCCCUGUCUGUGCAGGACUCUCAGGGCUUACUCAAUGCUAGUGAAGACUACAGAGAAGCUUCUUGUGCCGUGAACCUAGUUUUAAGAUUAAGGAACUCCAGAAAGGAACUUAAUGAUAUACGAUUUGAGUUUACUCCAGGAAGAGAUACGGCAGAUGGCGUUUCUCAGGAGCUCUUCUCUGCUGGCUUAGUCGAUGGUCAUGAUGUAGUUAUAGUGGCUGCUAAUUUACAGAAGAUUGUAGAUGAUCCCAAAGCUUUAAAAACAUUGACAUUUAAGUUGGCUUCUGGCUGUGAUGGGUCGGAGAUUCCCGACGAAGUGAAGCUGAUUGGGUUUGCUCAGUUGAGUGUCAGCUGAUGUCUGUCCCUUGAUGUCACCCUGAUCUGCCAUGCCUACCCCUCGCUGUGCCCUCCCCCCAACCUUUCCCUCUCCUGCCACUUCCUCCCACCCCCUAGCAAAAAUCAGAGGAUUGUGAAGAGGCCGGCUUCAACGUAACGGGAUAAAAAAAGAAUUUUUUUAAACUUAACAACACUGAGUUCUGCUUUAUUCUCUAGCAACCCACAGUAUGAGAACAAGCAAAAACACCACAGCUGCACGACUGUUGCUCAUUUUUCCAAAAGCUAUUUAAUAUCCUCAGCAAUCAAUUCGGAUCUCCCUUACGUGAAAAGAAUCUGAAACACACUCAGGUGGUCCUAUUUAUUGGCAACAAAAGGAAUUUUUUUCUAUCAGAAGCCUAUUUCUUCUCUCAUUGUUGUCCUUCCUUUCUGUUAUAAUACUUUAUUGUACAUCUGACAAUACCGCCUCUUCUGUUGUAUUUAGAAAUUAAUAUAAAAUUAAGAUUUAUUAGCCGAACUUGAAUUCUAGUUUUAAAACUGACUGUGAAUUUUAUUUUUCAUAUAUUUAUGCAUUACACACCUUAGCUAUAAGAAAGAAAAAACGUUUUUGAUUAUAUAUGCUUCUUGCAGUUACUCUCUUGUUAUUUAAACAAAAAGUUUCAGGUCUAUCUUUGGAGUAUUUAUAACUUGUGAUUUUUGAAAUGACUGACUGAAUUCGGAACUAGGACGCUUACUCUUUUGGUUUGCCUGAAAACCAGUCCACAAGCUGAUUGAUUGUCUCUUGGGAGAGGGAGGUGCCUUGCAAAAACAAAAAAACAAAAAAACUUUCACAUUAAGAAUGUGCCUGAGGCUGCUUUACUCUGGAAUAUAGUCUCAGAUCUAAAAUUUCCUCUACAUAAAGUGGCAUAUGUAAGUUUUGCUUCACUGGAACGUUUAGGAUGCUCUAUAAACCGUGGCCAUUCUAUUAGAUUGCUAAUUAUGUACCCACCUCUGAUUUGACAUCUCCUGAAGUGAUUGAUUGAUAGGAUCUGUCGUUCCAAAGGUGAUGAUAAACUUGAAAAUACCAGAAUCCGUGUUUUACUUGAAAUUCUGCAGAAUACCCAGAUGGAGUGAAAGAUAAUAGAAAGGGUUUUGUGCAGUGACUGAAAGGUAAAACGCUGUUAAGUUGUUUCAAGAAUAAAUACUUUCAACCCAAAUAGCCCUCUGCUUGACUAUACGUUAUGGAAUAGUAAACCUUAGGAUUUUCAAAAUUGGAGUCUAAACUUUCAGGGAGGUGGCUCCCAGGUGGUAGCCUUUGCUCUUUCCUAGCUAACCCUAGACAUGGCAGCUCUUUAAUGUACUUUAAAAAGCAAAUAUAUAUUACUAAGGGAAAAAAAGUUAUUUAUAAUUGCCUUGUCAUAAUUGUUAAGGUGUUCUAGAGCCAUUUGCAUACAAUUUAAUGUAAUUUCAUUCCAUUCUAUUGUUUACACAACAAUUAUUACUCAAAGAUGACUGCAAAGGUAAAAGGAAAAUAAAAGUGUAUUAUUGCACAAA
Molecule: messenger RNA, 3677 nt
Organism: Balaenoptera ricei (Rice's whale)
Lineage: Eukaryota; Metazoa; Chordata; Mammalia; Artiodactyla; Balaenopteridae
Gene: STK39
Product: serine/threonine kinase 39
Exons: 18
Coding region: 547-2166 (539 amino acids)
Biological process (GO): protein phosphorylation
Molecular function (GO): ATP binding; protein serine/threonine kinase activity
Source: RefSeq, a predicted model, not a curated record